This is a messenger RNA of Peromyscus eremicus (cactus mouse), 471 nucleotides long. RefSeq names its product LIM domain only 3 (gene Lmo3). Lineage: Eukaryota; Metazoa; Chordata; Mammalia; Rodentia; Cricetidae. Bases 1 to 471 code for a protein of 156 amino acids. Gene Ontology annotation, molecular function: transcription coactivator activity; DNA-binding transcription factor binding. The record is from RefSeq and is a predicted model, not a curated record. Gene Ontology annotation, biological process: positive regulation of transcription by RNA polymerase II. The transcript has 4 exons. Gene Ontology annotation, cellular component: nucleus.
AUGCAGAAACAGGAGAAAAGUUUUGGCAUACAAAUGCUCUCAGUUCAGCCAGACACCAAGCCGAAAGGUUGUGCUGGCUGCAACCGCAAAAUCAAGGAUCGGUACCUCCUAAAGGCGCUGGACAAAUACUGGCAUGAGGACUGCCUGAAGUGUGCCUGCUGCGACUGUCGUCUGGGAGAGGUGGGCUCCACCCUGUACACUAAAGCUAACCUUAUCCUCUGUCGCAGAGACUACCUGAGGCUGUUCGGUGUAACGGGAAACUGUGCUGCCUGUAGCAAGCUCAUCCCUGCCUUUGAGAUGGUGAUGCGUGCCAAGGAUAAUGUGUACCACCUGGACUGCUUUGCCUGUCAGCUUUGCAACCAGAGAUUUUGUGUGGGAGACAAAUUUUUCUUAAAGAAUAACAUGAUCCUCUGCCAGACAGACUAUGAAGAAGGCCUAAUGAAAGAAGGUUAUGCACCCCAGGUCCGCUGA